Cladophialophora immunda is the source of this 4391-nucleotide messenger RNA. RefSeq lists its product as uncharacterized. NCBI's taxonomy places the organism in Eukaryota, Fungi, Ascomycota, Eurotiomycetes, Chaetothyriales, Herpotrichiellaceae. Gene Ontology annotation, cellular component: COPII vesicle coat; endoplasmic reticulum exit site. The record is from RefSeq and is a predicted model, not a curated record. Gene Ontology annotation, biological process: endoplasmic reticulum organization; COPII-coated vesicle cargo loading; intracellular protein transport. Gene Ontology annotation, molecular function: protein binding; structural molecule activity. Bases 196 to 4020 code for a protein of 1274 amino acids. The transcript is spliced from 3 exons.
GACGGUGUCCAGAUCAGAAAGUCGAAAUACUGAGACGUAUCAGAGUGGAAGAUGAGGACAGCUGCUUGCUAAACCCUGAUUCUCCUGUCCAUCUGUUCACUUGGAGUCGUUCUCUUCUCUGCUGCAUGACUUAGCCUUUUUUGACUCCUCUUUACCUUCUCUUUCUCCCUCAACCAGCACAGCACCACAUCCGUCAUGGUGCGUCUUAGGGAAAUUCCACGCACAGCGACUUUCGCGUGGUCUCCCGAUGCGCCCUCGUCUUGGAUCGCAACCGGCACGAAAUCGGGUGCUGUCGACGUCGAUUUCAGCAAUGAAACCUGUCUAGAACUUUGGGACCUGGCAUUGGAGAAUGGUGAACAGAGUCAAGAAUUACAACCCUCCGUCACUCUGCCUACUGAGACAGGCUUUCACGACCUUGCCUGGACGCCGGCUCAGGCUGGACACAAGAGGGGGAUUAUUGCUGGGGCCUUUGACAAUGGAUCACUGGGCUUGUGGGACGCGGACAAGGCCAUCACGAACACGGCGGAUGCCUCUAUUUUCACCCACAAAAUACACAGCGGAGCAAUCAAGGCCUUGCAAUUCAAUCCCAAGAUACAGAAUUUCCUCGCAACGGGUGGUGCCAAAGGGGAACUAUUCAUUUCAGACUUGAACCACCUCGACGCCCCAAUACGGCUUGGAAGCACUGCUGCCCGGGCGGACGAUAUCGAUUGUCUCGACUGGAAUAAGAGAGUCUCAAAUAUCCUGGUCACAGGAAGCAGCGGAGGUUUCGUGACAGUAUGGGACAUGAAAACAAGAAAAGAGAGCUUGACGCUCAACAACUUCCAGCGGAAACCUGCUAGUGCUAUUGCAUGGGACCCUGAAAAGCCCACGCGAUUGAUUACUGCUGUACCGCUCGAGCAGGAGCCUGUCAUCUUAGUCUGGGAUCUAAGAAACUCAAACGCCCCGGAGAAGGUGCUUCGUGGGCAUGACUCGGGAGUCCUCUCGGUUGCCUGGUGCCCGCAGGACCAUGACCUCUUGCUAUCCUGUGGGAAGGACAACAGGACGAUACUAUGGAACCCCCAGACCGGAGAAGCGUAUGGUGACUAUCCAGUUGUGACAAACUGGACUUUUCAGACAAGGUGGAAUCCUCAUAACCCGAACAUGUUUGCGACUGCCUCCUUCGACGGCAAGCUGCAGAUCCAGACCCUGCAGAACACCAAUCCGAGCAGCACUCAGACAGACCAGAGCCAGGCUGCCGAUGGAGAGGACUUCUUCUCCAAAGCCCAGACGCAGCCUCAGACUUCAUCUUUCUCGCUUGUCAAGGCACCCAAGUGGCUAGAGCGACCUGUUUCCGUAUCUUUCGGCUUUGGUGGAAGAAUCAUCAGCGUCAAGCAAGCGGAUCCUGGGAAAUCGAGGGCUUCAAAGAUCUGCAUCAGCAAAUUCGAGGUGGAUUCGAACGUCGGGAGCGCGACAGAAACCUUCGAAAAAGCUCUUCAGUCAGGGGAUCUCACCGGCUUGUGUGAGGACAGGGUUGCAUCUGCAAGGACUGAGGAGGAAAAGGCUGAUUGGAAGGUCAUUGAAACCCUGGUGUCCAAGAAUCCUCGAGCGGAGCUAGUGAAAUACCUAGGCUUUGAAGACACAGCUGAAGACAGCACAAAUGGUGUUGAGCAGCAGCCUUCAGGGGAUGACAAUCCAGAAGAGCAAAAACCCUCCGUCAACGGGGCCUCGAAGGCGCACAAGCGAUUCCAGUCCAUUUUCGCAAGCUCGGCCGACGGGGAUUUUUUGGCGGAAUUGGCGGCUACGAAGGGUACCAGGACCAACAAUCCCUUCCAGAUCUACACGGGAUCCGAGUCCCAGGCCGACCGAAAGAUCACAAGGGCCUUGAUUUUGGGGCAAUUCGAGAAAGCUCUGGACGUAUGUCUGCAGGAGAACAGAAUGUCUGAUGCUUUCAUGAUUGCCAUUUGUGGCGGCGAAGCCUGCAUUAAGAAAGCCCAAGAAGCAUAUCUCGCAAAACAGUCCGGCGGACCAAACUACCUUCGUCUGCUCGCUUCGGUUGUUGGCAAAAAUCUCUGGGAUACAGUCCACAAUGCUGAGCUCGCGAAUUGGAAAGAAGUCAUGGCCACGCUGUGUACAUUUGCUGAUGAGCAGGAGUUUCCGGAUCUUUGCGAAGCUCUUGGAGACAGGAUUGAGGAACAGAUCGAUGAUCUUUCUUCAGUCUCCCGGAAAGAUGCAUCUUUCUGCUUCUUGGCUGGUUCCAAGUUGGAAAAGGUGGUCGCCAUCUGGAUUCAAGAACUCAAGGAGCACGAGGAGGCAGGAGCCUCGGAAGCGGACGCAUCUUCAGCAUUUUCGCUGCACGCCCGCGGCCUCCAAGACUUCAUUGAAAAAGUAACAAUUUUCCGACAAGUGGUUAACUUCAAGGACGAAGGGCUGUCCAAGACUGGGGAGUGGAGGCUGGAAGCCCUGUACGGCAAAUAUCUGGAAUAUGCAGACAUUGUAGCUGGUUCCGGCCAGCUCGACGUUGCCCAGAAAUAUCUUGAUCUUCUUCCUGCAAGCUAUCCGGGAGCGGAUGUUGCAAGAAGCCGGAUUCAACAGGCAAGGAAGAAGACAGCCGCUCCAGCGGCUGUUCCUCAAGCUGCCCCGAUAACGACAAGAAACAAGCCUCUGCCAGGCACGUCACAAUUUCAGCCUCCGACAACUGCUUUUACUCCACCAACUCCUCAGGUACCUACUCCUUAUGGUGCAAGCCACUUGCAACCGAGCAACCCCUAUGCACCACCCACGGCCACCAGUGCACCGUCAAAUCCAUAUGCGCCCGUUGGCGGUAGCUAUCAACCUCCACAGCAAAUGAGAAUGCCUCCCGGCCCUCCUCCCACCGGCCCAUACGGCAUUCCACAAGCAAAUCCUAUCCAACCCCCUCCUAGAUACAAUCAAUCUCCGGCCAUUCCUCCUCCGUCCCAAGACAAAGGUAUGUCCAACUGGAAUGAUAUCCCUGAGGGCUUUGUCAAACCUCCGACUUCGAGAAGAGGCACACCUAGCGUUCCACCGCAGCCUGCCCAGAAUCCAUUUAGUCCACCCCCGGGACAAAUAUCGUCUCCUCCUGCUGCUCCGCCUCUCGGUUCAAGGCAGAGAGCCUCGCCAGUUCCCCCUCCACCAAAAGGGACUGGUCCACCUCCGCGAGUGACAUCUCCUCUGGGCGGGCAACCCCCUUUUGAGCGACCAUCAUCAGCAAGCAAUCCUUAUGCACCACCGGCCGUCACAUCGCCACCCAUCGGACAGAAUAUCAUGUCGCCGCCAAUUCCGAGAGGUCCAUCUCCAUAUAACGCGCCUCCUUCCCACGCUCCUACAGCCCCCAACAGAUAUGCGCCGGCAUCAGGGAGCCAGCACUCGACUGCUCCAAAUACACGUCCAUCUAUAGCGCCACCUCCCCAAAGUUCAUCCUUCCAAGUGCCUGCUCCUCCGAUGAACCCUUAUGCUCCAACUCAUCAAUCGCAACCAACUCGGCAGACAAGCUAUGGUCCUCCCCAACCCACACAGACGCCGCAGUCAGCUACAGCGCCGCCAAUACCCACCCCACAACAGCAAUUCAUUUCCGGGCCACCUCCCGCAGGAAGCGGGCCUGCCGCUCAAGGGCCACCCUCGCGGCCUGGCACAGCGGGUUCAAAUAAAGCCUCCGCUGCUCCUUCAGCACGGAAAUAUCCCAAGGGCGACCGCACACACAUUUCCCCCUCUGCCCAACCAAUCUAUACCAUCCUCUCUUCCGAAAUGGCGCGUGUCAAAGCUCGAGCUCCACAGUCAUUUAAACCACAAGUCGUUGAUACCGAAAAACGGCUCGAUAUCCUCUUUGAUCAUUUGAACAAUGAGGAUCUGCUUAAGCCGGACACAGUGGCGCAAUUGGUUGAGCUAGCUCAAGCGCUGGAAGGAAGGGAUUUUGUCAAGGCACAGGAAAUUCAGAUGGAUGUGCAUACAAACAAAGUAGAGGAGUGUGGGCAUUGGAUGGUGGGUGUGAAGAGGCUGGUGGGGAUGUGUAGAGCCACCCCUUAAGGGCCGCCGACGACCCUACCUACCGAGAUAAAAUCUCCCGGACAGGACGAUCGAGCGAUUCCUACGAAUAUGAGUAUGAACACGACUUCCAUGGUCAGACGGCUGGUAGAAUAGUGUGGAUUUACGUCUACAAGAGUGUGACAUUGCCGGGAUGGGAUGGACGACUGUGUUUCGGAGGAAGCGACAAUGAUUCCCUUUAGCUUGGAUUACUGCACCGUAGAGCCCGUGCAUGCACGAGGAACUCACUCACUCAUAGAUGAAAUGACGAGAUUGAGAAGAAAGCACAAAGGGUGGCUCUUUUCUGAUCUUGUGAGAUAAAACCAAGGUUUGGGAUUAGUUUGCACCAUUAGAAGCACAAAAGAAUGACCUUG